AUGGCCGCCGAGAACCCCGACUGGCAUGCCAUUGCCGCGAGACACCAGAACAGCAUCAGAAGCAAGAUCCCCCCCGAAUGGCGACUGCCCGAAGGUUUAUUGAAGAGUGACCCUCCCAUGGAUCUGGCCCGCCAGUCGGGCAUCCUGGACAACUGGGAACUGAUGAUCACCGAAUGCAAAGCGGGCGACAUCCUGGGCGGGCUCCGAACGCGCCAGUUCAAAGCAGUGGACGUGACCCGGGCAUUCUGCAAACGUGCUGCCAUCGCGCAGCAAACGACGAACUGUGUCGCCGAGAUCCUCUUUGAAGAAGCUCUGGCACAGGCCGCCGCACUGGACGAAUACAUGGCGAUCCAUGGCCGGCCGAGGGGCCUGCUGCACGGUCUCCCGAUCUCCGUCAAAGAGCAUAUCCACAUGCGAGGCACGCGGGCGACGUGCGCGCUGAUCGCCUGGGCAGAUCAGGUCUGUACCAAAGAUGCGUUGAUCGUCCGGGUUCUGAGAGCCCAGGGCGCCGUGUUCCACGUCAAAACGACCAAUCCGCAGACCUUGAUGGCUGUUGAAACCGACUCGAAUCUCUUCGGCAUCACGUUCAACCCGCACAACCGGCGUCUGACCUGCGGCGGCAGCACCGGGGGCGAAGGCGCCUUGAUCGCAAUGGGCGGAAGUGUUCUGGGGAUCGGCACCGAUAUAGGCGGCUCGAUCCGCGUGCCCAGCGCCUUCUGCGGGGUCUACGGCUUCAAGCCGAGUGUCGCGAGACUGCCGCACGGUGGACUCAGUGGCCUUCAUGACGGAAUGCAGAACAUUGUCGGUGUUGUCGGCCCCAUGGCUCGGUGCGUGGAAGAUAUCGAGUUGUUCUGUUCCGCGGCUCUGGCCUGUCGGCCUUGGGACCAUGAGCCCUCUAUGAUCGAGAUGCCGUGGAAGACCGAAGACCAGGUUCAAAUCCUGAUCCCUUCGCGUUGGAGGAUCGGCGUCGUCUGGCACGAUGGCGUCGUUCAGCCGCAUCCGCCGGUCACGCGUGCACUGAAAGUCGCAGUGACAGCCUUGCAAGCCCGGGGCCAUACGAUGGUGGAUUGGGACACGGGUCUGCAUCGACACCUGAUCGAUGCGGCGGAUGAAGCGUAUUUUCUCGACGGCGGGAAAGAAUACCGGGAGAUUCUGGCCGAGGGCCAGGAACCGCCUGUUCCGAUCUUGAAAUGGCUGCUUGACACAAAAGCCGGCCGAGCGUCUACUGUCGAAGAAACUUGGAAGCUGAAUGCAAAGAUCGAUCGCCUACGCACUUUGUAUGCCGAGCAGUGGAACGCCACACAGAUCGAUGCCAUCAUCUGUCCCGUCAGCGCUUCGGUUGCUUCGGUCCACAACGAAAGUCGGUAUUGGGGCUACACCAGUGUCUGGAACGCCCUCGACUUCCCAGCCGUCGUAGUCCCGGCUGGGAGGGUGGAAGAGUCAGAUACCUGGGCCAAUUUCCCCCCGGCUUCCGCGAGCCCCUUGACUCCAAUCGACGAUUCAUAUCGACGGCUGUUUCCGGACGGUCAAGGUGCGUCGAGGUAUCGAAAUGCCCCUGUCGCCAUCCAGAUCGUGGGCCGACGGCUGCAGGAGGAGAGGAUCCUCAAGAUCGCCAGUGCCCUCGAACGCUGCGUGUCAAUGUCACCGCCGCCUGUUGAGGCGCCGGCAGGAACUGAACAGCCCAAGGUCACCGACCUCCUUUCUUCCCGGUUGUGA
Messenger RNA from Capronia coronata CBS 617.96, 1716 nucleotides. RefSeq lists its product as uncharacterized. The transcript has 3 exons. The coding region runs from base 1 to 1716 and encodes 571 amino acids. Lineage: Eukaryota; Fungi; Ascomycota; Eurotiomycetes; Chaetothyriales; Herpotrichiellaceae. The record is from RefSeq and is a predicted model, not a curated record.